Molecule: messenger RNA, 1274 nt
Organism: Solanum stenotomum
Lineage: Eukaryota; Viridiplantae; Streptophyta; Magnoliopsida; Solanales; Solanaceae
Exons: 10
Coding region: 30-941 (303 amino acids)
Source: RefSeq, a predicted model, not a curated record
AUUCUCUUCUCUUCUCCUCUUGUGCUUCAAUGGCGUCCUCUCUCUCACUACAUCAACACACUAUCUAUUGUCUCUCUCCUACUCCUACUCUUCGUUUCGGAAAAUACCCACAUCAUAUCUCCAUCCUUCCAUCUUUUCGCAAGAAUUUCCUCAAAUUCGAUUCUCCUACAACAGUACCGUUUGCUGUUACAGAAUCUGAUUCCUCCAAAUCUCUUGAACCAGACCCUCAAACUCUUCUGCAACAAGUCGCUGAGAGUUUUGUUCUACCUGCAGACUUUUUUUCGCAGCUUCCUCGUGAUCUUCGCUUAGAUCUGAAUGAUGCAGCAUUUGAUCUUUCAAAUGGGCCAGUUAAAGAUGAGUGUGGCGAGGAGGUUGGAGAGACAUUGUUAAAUAUAAGCCGAGCAUGGGAAAUGGCUGAUACAUCAACAUCCACAACUUUAGUGGACAAGCUGCCUUUACUGAUUGGCUCAUUGACAGGCUCUCAAAAAUCAGCAUUUGGAAGGCGCUUGUUAUCAGCUGGAAAAAGGUUCCAGUCCAUGGGACAAUAUGGCGAAGGUGAAGUACAGAAGAUUGCUAAAGUUAUGAUAAAGACUGGAAAGUUGUUGUCUGCAAGUCCAGUAUCAGGAGUUGAGGGUGAAGAAUUUAAGCAGCAAACCAGGAUGUUCAAGUUUGGGGAUCUUCAGGUUGAAUUGACCUCUGGAAAAGCCUACACUGGAGCUGCCAUCGCAGUCAUCUUUAGUUUUCUUUCUUGGGAAUUGAGUCAAGGCAUACAGAGCAUACCAGAGAGCUCAUUACAGUAUGCAAAUGACAAUGCUUUAUUGCUUGCUAAGUCUCUGCGAGCAUCUCUGCUUGUGAUGUCCUAUUCAUCAACCGUUUUAGCUGCUUUUGCAACGGUGGGGCUUAUAUUACUUGGGGGACAACUUAAGUCGGAAAAUAAGUGAGAAGACAUUCCUGUUACUGAUAGACUAAAAUGUGGAUCAACAGACUGUUACUGGAAUUCCAAUGGUAUCAGUAAACUCUGUUGGAUUAACUAAGCAUCUUACUUUGAAUAUGGUGGCCUCCUUGAAUUUGAGUAUAAUAGAGGUUCUUUGGUUGUAGCUUCAAUGUUGCAUCCUUGCUUCUGGCUUGCUAACUGCAAAGCUUGUUGUAAAUAUUACUUUGGCUUCUUAGAUCUUUUGUAAAUUUUUUCUUUAAGCCGUGUCUUCUUUCAGUCAAUGUAUCAAUAUUCCAUGUGAUCUUCUCGUGAUGUGUGUUCCUCAAGAGGGAUGCUUCUA